CUACUUAUUGUCAUCAUUAUUACUUGUUCGGCUUCUUCCAAAAUUAAAGGUAAAUUAUUUCACUGAGUUCUUCUUCCAUGGAGAAGAGUUUCAAGCGAUCUGCUCUACUUGUGACUUUGUCCAUCUUCUUCUUCAUUCCGGUUGCAAUCUCGGUUCCAUUCAUUCUCUUUCACGGGGUUCAAGAACAAUGCUCCUAUGCAACAGUGAGCAGCUUCACACAGCUCCUUAGCAAUCUCUCAGGCUCCCCUGGAUCUUGCUUAGAAAUAGGAAAUGGAGAAGAAGAUUCAGUGUCCAUGCCGCUUACGCAACAAGCGAGUGUAGCUUGUGAGAAAGUAAAACAGAUGAAAGAGCUGAGUCAAGGUUACAACAUCGUCGGACAGUCUCAAGGAAACUUAGUAGCAAGAGGCUUAAUCGAGUUCUGCGACAAUGCUCCUCCUGUCUUCAACUAUAUAUCUUUAGGAGGUCCUCACGCUGGCAUCUCCGACAUCCCUGAGUACUGUUCUUCUCUAGCUUGCCAGCUGCUGAUAACAGAGACCUACAGCGACUACGUUCAAGAUCAUAUUGCUCCAAGUGGUUAUAUAAAAAUCCCUACCGAAAUGUCAGAGUACCUGGAACACUCCAAGUACCUGCCAAUGCUCAACAACGAGAGAGCUAACGAGAGGAACUCCACGUUUAAAGACCGAUUCACCAGUUUGCAGAACUUGGUCCUCGUCAUGUUCCAGGGUGAUAAAGUAGUGAUUCCUAAAGAAAGUUGUUGGUUCGGAUAUUACCCAGAUGGAGCUUCCACACCUCUUUUGUCUCCUCAACAGACAAAGCUCUAUACAGAGGACUGGAUUGGUCUGAAAACCUUGGAUGAUGCUGGAAAAGUGAAGUUUGUCAGUGUCCCUGGAGAGCACAACCAAAUGGCGCAAGAUGACGCUGUGAGAUACGUUGUGCCUUACCUCCAGAACCAGCCUACGUUUUCUUCUUGAUGCAAGACUCAACCACAAGGCAAUAUAGACAUCCGUAAUAUCUUGAUGCAGAUCAACCUCAACUAAUGAAUUAAAAGGCCACAUUGUUAUGCUCUUUCCGGAAAACGGUCAACAACAAUCCAAUUAACGAAAAACAAAA
Messenger RNA from Eutrema salsugineum, 1110 nucleotides. RefSeq names its product palmitoyl-protein thioesterase 3. Gene Ontology annotation, molecular function: thiolester hydrolase activity. The transcript has 8 exons. Lineage: Eukaryota; Viridiplantae; Streptophyta; Magnoliopsida; Brassicales; Brassicaceae. Gene Ontology annotation, cellular component: intracellular membrane-bounded organelle. The record is from RefSeq and is a predicted model, not a curated record. The coding region runs from base 78 to 971 and encodes 297 amino acids.